Molecule: messenger RNA, 1029 nt
Organism: Oryza brachyantha (malo sina)
Lineage: Eukaryota; Viridiplantae; Streptophyta; Magnoliopsida; Poales; Poaceae
Product: PRA1 family protein F3-like
Exons: 2
Coding region: 82-657 (191 amino acids)
Biological process (GO): vesicle-mediated transport
Cellular component (GO): Golgi apparatus; endoplasmic reticulum
Source: RefSeq, a predicted model, not a curated record
GUCUCUCCCCUCCACGUCAACUCCGCUCCGCCGCCACGUCUCGCUCCCCGUCGCCGGCGAGCCGGCUACCGAGGUCCAGCCAUGUCGAAGUACGGGACCAUCCCGACCUCGUCGGAGGGGCCGGGCCCGGGUGCGGGCGGGUCGUCCCCGCUCGGCUUCAUCUCCCGCGCCAAGGCGCGCGGCGCGUCGGCGCUGGCGGAGCGGCGGCCGUGGCGGGAGGUGGCCGACCCGAGGGCCGCCUCCGUGCCGCGCGGGUUCCGCGACGCGUACCUCCGGGCGCGGGCGAACCUGUCCCACUUCUCGAUGAACUACGCCAUCGUGGUGCUGGUGGUGGUGUUCGUCUCCCUGCUCUGGCACCCGGUCUCCCUCAUCGUCUUCCUCGCCUGCAUGGUCGCCUGGCUCUUCCUCUACUUCCUCCGCGACGAGCCGCUCGCGCUCUUCGGCCGCACCGUCGGGGAGGGCGCCGUGCUCGCCGUCCUCUCCGUGCUCACCCUCGCCCUGCUGCUCCUCACCGGCGCCACCGCCAACAUCCUCACCUCGCUGCUUGUCGGCCUCCUGCUCGUCCUCCUCCACGCCGUCUUCCACCGCCCCGCCGACACCAUCGACGAGGAGGCCGGCCGGUAUUACACUCCCGUCCCGCCGCAGCCCACCUACUAGCGACCUGGCGAUGUUUCGCACACAUUUCGUAAUAAUCCUCGCGUUGUCACAUGUAUCCUGCAGAGUGGAGGAUGGGUUCGUGGUCAGUCUGUGAACCAAAACUUGUAGAUUCAGCGACUGUGAAGAAAACACUGUGCAUUCUCCUGUUCUUGGAUGCUGUUCGUCGAUAUCCUUGCUGCUUGCUCCUCUGAAUCUAUGACCCAUUUAUGUACAAUUCUGAGUCCUGCUGGAGUGCCACAUUUCUGAGCUGUAUCAUGUCUUUUCCCCCUUUUGCCAUGUUCAGCACUUCAUCUUGUGGUGACGGUGGUUGAAAAUUUCAUUUUAGAAGCGAAAUAAAUCAUGCUGCAGUUUAAUGCAGUGGUUUUAGGCGUC